Messenger RNA from Phycomyces blakesleeanus NRRL 1555(-), 783 nucleotides. RefSeq lists its product as hypothetical. The transcript is spliced from 2 exons. NCBI's taxonomy places the organism in Eukaryota, Fungi, Mucoromycota, Mucoromycetes, Mucorales, Phycomycetaceae. The coding region runs from base 1 to 783 and encodes 260 amino acids. Gene Ontology annotation, molecular function: RNA binding. The record is from RefSeq and is a predicted model, not a curated record.
AUGAACUUUCAAAAGAUCCUACGAAUGAUGGAGGGUCGUCCUGGACAUUACCUCGUCACUCUUCGCGCAUUACUAUCGACAAAGAAGAUAGGGAAAGUUAUUGGAAAACAGGGUGCGAAUCAUCGUACGAUUGAAACCGAGUUCAACAUCAAGUUAUAUUUCCACUCUGAGUCUGACGGUUAUGGACGAUUAACUACCUCUGUUGGCUAUCCAAUUCAAACAGCUUGUGCAUGGAGAAAUAUACUCUUCCAAAUAUACGACGAAUCACCUCGUUUUUCAAACAGACUAGAGAUCAAGUUUCUUGUGCCUCUUUCUCUUUCAGUCAAACUACAGAAUCCAUCUUACUCAGUUCUGUCCAAGAAACAGUCAAACCAGUGUGAUUUGGCAGAAAUAGCCAAUGUUAGUGGUGUUGAUUUAAUUCUUCAGCACGAAGCUCUUCCAAACACCACUGAACAGAUUCUUGCCUUUCGUGUUGAAGAUCUUGAUCCAGCUACGCUCGACUCUUUUGAGAUGGCCGUUCGAAUGCUUGCAACCUGCUUUGAGCACUACUCUCACGAUGUAUACUCUCCCGUAAAUCUCUACUAUCUACCGAAUUGUGCAGAAAAUCCUCCCAUACAAUCUCCAGCUUACCAAGAUUUUAUAGAGAAAAAUAAUAUUCGUAAUGAAAUAAGUCACUCAAACGAUGAUUCACAGCUGGAUAUCCAAACAGCCGAUUCAAAACAGUACCACGACCCACCUUUGGUCCAUGAUGAAACAGUUGACUCGUCUAACUUUACUGUAUAA